Messenger RNA from Trichoderma atroviride IMI 206040, 3101 nucleotides. NCBI's taxonomy places the organism in Eukaryota, Fungi, Ascomycota, Sordariomycetes, Hypocreales, Hypocreaceae. The record is from RefSeq and is a predicted model, not a curated record.
CUUAUAUAACACUUCAUAUCGCUCAAAGUAAACCAUUUCAACAACAAUUGAUAUACCCAGCUUCUUUAAAGUAAAUCCAUCUUUAUCACAACUUUUCAUUCUCCAAGCAUCAUACCCAAUGGCCCUCACCAUCCCCGAGCCCUUUGCCAGCAUCCCCUACGAAUCCCUCCUCUUCGGCCCCUCGCCCAUCCAGCACCUCCCCCGUAUAUCCGCUGCCCUCGGCGGCAAAGUCACCGUCUACGCCAAGCGCGAUGACUGCAACUCGGGCUUUGCCUACGGAGGCAACAAAGUCCGCAAGCUAGAAUACCUCGCCGCCGAGGCCCUCGCCCAAGGCUGCGACACCCUCGUCUCCAUCGGCGGCGUCCAGUCAAACCACACGCGCGCCGUCACCGCCGUCGCCGCCAAGCUGGGCCUCAAGGCCGCCACCGUCCAGGAGCACUGGGUCGACUGGGACGACGCGCACUAUGAAAAGGUCGGCAACAUCCAGCUCUCGCGCCUCAUGGGCGGCGAUGUGCGGCUGGACCCGUCGGCCUUUGGCAUCGAGCACAAGCCGACGCUGGCCAACUUGAAGGCCGAGCUGGAGGGCAGUGGCAGGAAGCCGUAUUACAUCCCCGCGGGGGCGUCGGACCAUCCGCUGGGCGGGCUGGGCUUUGCGCGGUGGGCGCUGGAGGUGGAGGCGCAGGAGAAGCAGAUGGGCGUGUUUUUCGACACGGUGGUUGUUUGUGCGGUGACGGGGUCGACGAUGGCGGGGAUCGUGGCGGGUUUCAAGCUGGCGCAGGUGAAGCUGGGAUCACCGAAGCGUAGGAUUAUCGGGAUUGAUGCCUCGGGGAAGCCAAAGGAGACGUUUGACCAGGUGCUGCGCAUUGCAAAGUUUACUGCUGCCAAGAUUGGGUUGUCGGAGGCGGAUGUCACCGAGGCGGAUAUCGUGCUGGAUGAGAGAUUCAAUGCCAAGGUGUAUGGCAUUCCGGACGAGACGACGAUUGAGGCCAUGAAGUUUGGGGCUCGCACGGAGGCGUUCAUCACGGAUCCGGUGUAUGAGGGGAAGAGUCUGGCGGGCUUGAUGGGGUUGAUUAGGAACGGGGAGAUUGCGGGUGGGAAUGUGUUAUAUGCGCAUUUGGGGGGGCAGAUGGCGUUGAAUGCGUAUUCCUCUCUUUUAGACUGAUGGAUAUUGAGUCCGAUGCCGUGUUUCAAAUUUCUGAAUCCUUGUGUACAAGUGUCUUUGUUUGUAUCCUUCUAUCUUGUUGUACGUCAAUAUCCAAAUAGCAUCUCGAUGCCCCUUUUGAAACUUUUACUUUUUACAUCACCAUGUGCCGGUAACUCGCAAAUCCCUCGAGCUCUCUCCAACCGCAAACGUAAACUGCCCAUCUGGGAUAACCCAGUUCUGUCUCUCUACGUCCCAGUAGCUCAAAUCUCUCCUCGUCAGCACAAACUCCACCGUCUUCGUUUCUCCCUCUGCAAUGAGUAGCUUGUCAAAUCCGCGCAGAACCCUGACAGGAAAGUCGACCGUGUCUGACUCGGGGUACGAGAGGUAGAGCUGGGGGACGGCUUUACCACCACGUUGUCCUGAGUUGGUCACGUCGACAGUCACAGUUGCGAGGGGCUCCCACAGCGAUGGAUUGCCACCUUCGCCGCCUCCUGCACCGGAUAGGGGCUGCUGCACGUCGUAGCCGUCAGGAUAAGGAUACUUGCCCUUUUCGAUGUCGUCGACAGAUUCAAUGUAUGGGUAGAUGUAUUUUUUCAGUUUACGAAUGCUCGCCGGGUACAAUACCUCUUUAGCAUCGGGAAUGGUGGAGGGGAAUUGCGGCGGCUCAACCUCUGGUGCUGGUCGCUCAUCUGGCAGAGGUGACGUUGGUUUGGCCCCGGCAACUUGGAGAUUGUUGUAAUCAAACCGAGCAUAUGAAAGUCCGAAUCCAAAUUCGUAGCGUGGUUCGAUUUCAUACUUGUCAAAGUGUCUAUAGUCAAUGUAGAGGCCCUCAUUGAAAUCUUGCUGCGGGACAGCUCCGUUUGGCAAAUACAUGAUUUGUCCACCUUCUCCAUAAUCGUUGAGAGACUUGCCAAUAGUGUAUGGGAGCUUGCCACUUGGAUUCUCCUCGCCAAAUAUGAUGCUUGCGAGGGCGUUUCCACUCUCCUGGGCGGGCAAGUUGGCAGAAAUAAGUGCCCUUACACUGGGUAGAUCGAUCCAAGCAUCGACAGUCACAGGCCCAACAGAGUGAAUAAUGACUAUUGUUGUUCCUGAUCCGCCGCCGCAGUUGGCUGCAACUUCAGUGACGAGCUUUUCGCCGCCCUUUUGCACCAAGAGGUCGUUGCGGUCGCCGCGAACUCCCUCCCAGCUGCGAUACCCCUCGCCGGAGUCAGAGUUGAUGAAGACCAAGCAUAUGUCUUGGUUUUUGACGACAUCUGCUGCUGGCUUAUCAUUCUUUAGAUGCUCCGUGAGCUGGACUUUUUCUUUGUUGAAUUUGCCCCGGAGAGCCUCGACCGGCGAUACCAGGUAAGGAAACUCGACCGCGCCGCUUCCCCAGCCAGAACCAAGAGUGCCUUGGUUGCAUGAUCUGUCUUCGCAGUAAUUAGGUCCAUCGCCAGGACCUGCGUCUUCUCCGAAAAUGCCAAUCUUCACCUUGUCAUCUCUUUUGUUCGGCUUUUGGUUACCACUCAGCUCACCAUUAAAGCUAAGAGGGAGAACACCUUCGUUCUUGAGCAGAACGGUCCCCUCUGUAGCGAUCUGACGAGACAGGGUCGAAUGAUUGGCUUGCACAUUAACAAAUUUGUUGACUUCAAUCUUAUCUUGAGGCGAUGAACUAGCGGGUGAUGUGACACCCAUCUUGUCAUUUGUCCACGAAGAAAAGUUGGGCCCUUUCCUGUCAAACAGAGACGUAUCGUCCUGCCCAAGCUGAUACCACGACGCCACUAUGCGAACAACCAUAUCGUUAAGUCGUUCAAGGGGCAGUGAGCCAUUUAGGACAGCACGAGAGAGGUUAGGCCCCCAGAGCGAAUUGCCAUCUUGCCAACGCAGGCCAUCUCCCGGCAUGCUCAUGUCCAGUCCAGCCAAGGCACUUCCCACGCCCGAUCGCUGCGCCAGCCAGUCCGACAUGACAAAGCCCUGG